GUGCAAUCGCUUUGAGCUCUACUUUGCCUCCCCUGAAAUGAAGAAGUUUGACGCUGUUGAGGCUGUGCACGCCUUCCUCAGUCACAAGUCUGGGCUGAGCGCAGAGGAGUUGGAACCCUAUCUCUUCAGCCACACUGGGGAAGAUGCCAUUCAGCAUCUCUUUGAGGUGAGUUCUGGCCUCGACUCCUUAGUCCUGGGCGAAGCGCAGAUCUUGGCACAGGUGAAAGCAUGUCACGAGCAUGCGAUCCAGAAAAUCUCUGAGGACGUGCCUGUGGCAGGGUCAGGUGGAAAGAUCGUGGCAAAGAUGUUGAAUGCCGCGAUUCGCAUGGGCAAAUUGGUACGCAGCCGAACCAAGAUUGGAAAAGGUUCCGUCUCCGUCUCCAGUGCUGCAGUGGAAUUGAUGAUGUCCAGGGCGAUGCAAGACUUGCGAAAGCCUGCGAACAAGCUGCAUGCGGCAGCCUGA
Cladocopium goreaui is the source of this 463-nucleotide messenger RNA. NCBI's taxonomy places the organism in Eukaryota, Dinophyceae, Suessiales, Symbiodiniaceae. The record is from the annotation of a GenBank genome assembly.